AUGCCAGACGCGAAGGAGAGGGCGGCCCGGAAGGAGGGCGGCGAGGCGGAGGGCGCCUCCCGCACGGGACACACCCGCGAGGACCCGAGCAGCGGCCAGAGCCACCGAUCGCGUCUGAUGGAAAGGGGGCAUGACGUUUCCAAGCUUGAGGGCUACUCAGAAGAGAAGAUGUCAUCCUCCUGCAGCGUGGAAACCAAGGGCAAGGAUGCGAUGCCCUGCGACUUCUGGGAGCAUCUGAAAGAGCAACUGUCAGCCGUGCCCCCCGACUUCAGCUGUUCUCUUGACCUUCUGAAGGAGAUCAAGGAGAUCCUGCUGUCCCUGCUGCUACCGCGCCAGAACCGCCUCAGGAGUGAGAUCGAAGAAGCGCUGGACAUGGACUACCUGCAGCAGCAGGCGGACCACGGCGACCUGAACGUCUCCUACCUCUCCAAGUACAUUCUCAACAUGAUGGUGCUGCUCUGCGCGCCCGUCCGCGACGAGGCCGUGCAGAAACUCGAGACCAUCGCAGACCCCGUCCGGCUGCUGAGGGGGAUCUUCCAAGUCCUGGGCCUCAUGAAGAUGGACAUGGUGAACUACACUAUCCAGAGCCUCCAGCCCCAGCUGCAGGAGCACUCCAUCCAGUUUGAGCGGGCCCAGUUCCAGGAGCAGCUCAACAAAGAGCCUACCCUCCUGGAUCACACCACUAAGUGGCUGAGCCAGGCAGCUGCCGAGCUCACCAGUCCUCCGCUCAGCUGCCCCGAGGACUCCUCCAACUCGUCGCCCGCAGAAAUGGCUGCCCCGGAGCCCCUCAGCCCGGCGAUGGUGCUGUCCCAGGGCUUCCUGAACCUCCUCUUCUGGGACCCUGAGGAUGAAGAGUUCCCUGAGACCCUGCAGAUGGACAGAACGCGGCUGCAGGAGCUCGAGUCGCAGCGUCAGCAGCUAACCAUCCUGGCCUCCGUCUUGCUGGUGGCCAGUAGCUUCUCUGGCAGUGUUCUGUUUGGCUCACCCCAGUUUGUGGAUAAACUGAAACGAAUAACUAAGACCCUGUUGGAAGACUUCAACUCCAGGCCCGAGGAGGUGAUGGAGACUGUGAGUGAUCAGGUGACCCAGGAAAUCCACCAGAGUCUCAAGAAUAUGGGCCUCACUGAUCUGAGCAGCGACAACACAGAGUCUCUGAUCGGGCAGCUCCAGAACAUUGCCAACAAGGAAAACUGUGUUCGCACCGUCAUUGAUCAGCGGAUCCACUUGUUCCUCAAGUGCUGCUUGCUUCUCGGCAUGCAGCGAUCCCUCUUGGACCUUCCUGCAGGCCUCACCCCCAUCGAGGCAGAGCUGGCUGAGCUGGGCCAGAAGUUCGUCAGCCUGACAAGCCACAAUCAGCAGGUGUUUGGCCCUUACUACAACGACAUCUUAAAAACCCUCGUCUCCCCAGCCCAGACUCUGACGAGAGUGGGCUCUCUCUGA
Molecule: messenger RNA, 1440 nt
Organism: Psammomys obesus (fat sand rat)
Lineage: Eukaryota; Metazoa; Chordata; Mammalia; Rodentia; Muridae
Gene: Tcp11
Product: t-complex 11
Exons: 9
Coding region: 1-1440 (479 amino acids)
Biological process (GO): regulation of sperm capacitation
Cellular component (GO): acrosomal vesicle; sperm flagellum
Source: RefSeq, a predicted model, not a curated record